Molecule: messenger RNA, 1925 nt
Organism: Leptinotarsa decemlineata (Colorado potato beetle)
Lineage: Eukaryota; Metazoa; Arthropoda; Insecta; Coleoptera; Chrysomelidae
Product: proclotting enzyme
Source: RefSeq, a predicted model, not a curated record
CGUAAAGUUUCAGUUAAGUGAAUUGUAUCUGUGCAUGUUGUGCUAGUGUGGAUCAUCAUGCACUGCAGGAUGCAUUUAUGGACAACUGUGAUUGGUGGAAUAUCCAUAUUAUGUGUGCUCUUUCCCGUAUCGUAUGAGUACUCAGAGUACCAUCAACCCUGGUUUGAUAUACAGAACGAUUCACCGCGAUGGGUACGGAUUCCCCAACCACAACCCAGAACCGUCGAUCAGCAGUAUCAACUGAAUGACAAUGAAGAAUCUGGUAGGCACUUCAAACCAGAAACGAUAUACAAAAUAACGGAAACCUUGGGGGCCUUGAACACAGUAGGAAGAUACCUCGUCAAUAUGACAAGAGCAGGUGGAGAGCCAAUAAAUAAUCUAUCUCCAGAGGUCCCUAGUGCUCUUUAUACGAUCAGCAAGAAUGUCUUAGGAAGAAAUGUCACAGAUACGAUUGCACCUUUUGUGAGGGAGGCACUACCUGGGGUUGUUGACGACCAAAUGUAUCUGCACAACAAGCAACCUGUUGACCAUAUUACCAGUGACGAUUAUAACACCAAUGGAGAUAUGAAUUCUAACGAUAAAGUUGAAAAGGGAAAUGAAAAUGAAGAUCCUAGAAGUUGCAAAACACCUGAUGGAAUCGAAGGGUUUUGCGAUGAUCUAAGCAAUUGUCCCCAGCUUCUUCUAGAUCUAGUGAAUUUGAGACAGUCUCUAUGCUUCAAGAGUCUGUUUGUACCUGGUGUCUGCUGCCCUAAAUCUUCCAAUACUGCAGUAGCUCCAGCAACUACUACAACUACCACAACAAAUCGGCCAGUGACUUUCGCUGCCAUUUACUACAAUACAGAAAAGACAACAACUACAGUAGAACCCCAGAAGCUAACACCAGUGCAGGGUAUUUCUGUUGUAAGCCAUCCACCCGUUAACAUUCCAAGCAUCUCCAACAAUUUUCCACAAGUGGUUAACAACUAUGUCGAUCCGGAAGGAGCCUAUAAAGUCAUCAGGAGUUCGGAUCCACUUCACUGCAAGGUCCGCGACUAUGAGAGAGCAGAAUUUAAAGCAUUUCUCUUAAAGGCAGCUACACGAGCGGCUGAUGAACUCGGUUUAGUUUUCGACACUGAACGAGGUGAUUAUAACUCCGUCACCGAGUUGGAACUCGUCAUGCAAAAGCCCAUAUUUGCUGCUCGUCAAUUCACUGUCCGUUUGGGUGACGUCGAUCUGAAGCGAGAUGAUGAACCUUCCAGUCCCGUAACGGUCAAGGUAGCAGAGAUUCGAGCUCACAAAAAGUUUUCAAGAGCGGGAUUUUACAACGACAUCGCUAUCCUGAAACUGGAUAAUCCUGCGAGGAAAUCAAAAUAUAUCAUACCUAUUUGCAUUCCUCCCCCUCAAAUGAGGAAUGAGAAAUUUGCUGGAAGGAAAACUACAGUGGUCGGGUGGGGUACUACUUACUAUGGUGGGAAAGAAAGCACAGUACAGAGGCAAGCCGUGUUACCAGUUUGGAGAAACGAAGAUUGUAAUGAUGCCUACUUUCAACCUAUUACUCCCAACUUCAUCUGUGCUGGGUAUUCACAAGGAGGAACUGACGCUUGUCAGGGCGAUUCGGGAGGUCCUCUAAUGAUUCACUGGGAAUCAAAAUGGGUGCAAGUUGGAGUCGUAUCUUUUGGAAACAAGUGUGGGGAACCUGGAUAUCCCGGAGUAUAUACGAGAGUUACCGAAUAUUUAGACUGGAUAGAGGAAAAUACGCGAACGUAAAAAUGAACAGACGCCUUCAUCAUUUAUUAUUAGUUUCAUGUUACCAGUGAUACAAAUGUGAUUAACGUUUGUUAAUCCUAUAAUUAGAGUUAGCAUUAAUUAUUUUUUUACAUAGGCCUAAUCAUUUGUGAUAAUAUAAUUAAAUACUCAUUUUCGUAUUAUACCAUUUCUCCUAUUCC